Cyprinus carpio (common carp) is the source of this 1544-nucleotide messenger RNA. RefSeq names its product zinc transporter ZIP3. Lineage: Eukaryota; Metazoa; Chordata; Actinopteri; Cypriniformes; Cyprinidae. The record is from RefSeq and is a predicted model, not a curated record. Gene Ontology annotation, cellular component: plasma membrane. Gene Ontology annotation, molecular function: zinc ion transmembrane transporter activity. Gene Ontology annotation, biological process: zinc ion transmembrane transport.
UGCCUAUGUUGCCUAACAACGCACACUAGAUAGGCAGGUUACUAGUUACUGAGGGAGCCACAGAACAGGUGUUGCAGCCUUCAACAGCAGGAAGUAUCGGAGCAAACACGGGUAGAACGCUUCAUUUCGUGCAUAAGGAUGCUGUCCAUGACCUGACCUCAGUCGGCCUUGAGAAGAGUCAGUGUCUUUGGCUUCAGUGUUUUAUUUCAGAUACACAUGCUUUGUUGAAGUGGGAUCACAGCCCAUCUCCUCAGUAUGGAGAUAGCUGUAGCCAAAAUCCUGUGCCUGCUGGGGGUGUUUGCACUGAUGUUAGCGGGCAUCCUUGUUCCUGUGCGGGUGAUGCGCAUGGAGUAUGAUAAGGUCACGAGGUACAGAAGAGUGGUUGCUUUAAGCAACUCUUUUGGAGGAGGUGUAUUCCUGGCCACCUGCUUCAAUGCCCUUCUUCCAGCAGUUAGGGAAAAGGUUGACGACGUCCUGAAAACGUUACAAACCACCAAUCAGUACCCGCUGGCAGAGACGAUGAUGAUGAUUGGGUUUUUCCUCACAGUAUUUGUGGAGCAGGCCGUGCUCACUUUCCGCAAGGAGAAGCCCUCGUUUAUCGACCUGGAGACGUUUAAUGCUGGUGACUCGGCAGCGGGGAGCGACUCAGAGAAUGAUGCUCCAUUCAUCGCUCCCGCUCGAGGGUCCAGAGACCACCAAUACCAUUCCCAUCACCAUGGACACUUCAGCCCUUCAGAGCUGAUGCAUGCUGGGCCGUUGAGAUUAGCUGGCCUGGUGCUAGCGCUGUCCGCUCACUCUGUCUUUGAGGGUCUCGCUUUGGGCCUUCAGGAAGAUGGGGCUAAACUCGGAACCCUCUUCAUUGGAGUGGCCAUCCACGAGACGCUGGCAGCAGUGGCACUGGGGGUUAAUAUAGCCAAGGCGGGAAUCUCCUUACGGGAUGCCAGUAAACUGGCCGUAACAGUGAGCCUAAUGAUUCCUCUGGGCAUCGGGAUUGGAAUGGGUAUUCAGACAGUCCAGCACUUGGCAGAAAGUAUUAUAUCUGUAGUACUCCAGGGCCUGGCAGCCGGGACGUUCCUCUUCAUUACGUUCUUUGAGAUCCUCUCACGAGAGCUGGAGGAUAAACACGACAGGCUGCUGAAGGUGCUGUUUCUUAUACUGGGCUACAGUGUACUUGCAGGGCUCGUCUUUAUCAAGUGGUAAAAGGGGUUCAAAAUGUAACAUUUUCUAAAAUGGUAUCCUGCUCUUCUAGAGCACCAUCUGUCAAACAUCAUAACCAAGGGUCUCUGUAAAUCUACUGUAUAACUUUUGAUAUUUUAUAGUGCAAGGGUUUUCAAUCUUUUUAAUACCAGUAACCCAAAAAUAUGAUCAUUAUCUGUUAUUUUUAUGAUUUAUAUCAAUAAAGGCUGCUGUAAUAUCCUUUAGAUAUGUGCGUGUGUGUAUGUGUGUGUACAUUCAUGUAUGUAUACACACACACACAUACUAUUAAGCGUCAUAUUAUUAAAACAAAAUAGAAAAAUUAUUUCAUUAUUUUAAAUUAUUUAAAU